Messenger RNA from Cryptococcus wingfieldii CBS 7118, 1413 nucleotides. RefSeq lists its product as hypothetical. Gene Ontology annotation, molecular function: metal ion binding. The transcript has 7 exons. Lineage: Eukaryota; Fungi; Basidiomycota; Tremellomycetes; Tremellales; Cryptococcaceae. The record is from RefSeq and is a predicted model, not a curated record. The coding region runs from base 1 to 1413 and encodes 470 amino acids.
AUGGCAUCCUCAAGUCAGAAUCGGCCACCUCCAGGUCUUCCCAUAUUAUCAGGAAUCCCCGUCGUCGUAGAGGCCUCGCACUGUCGAAAAUGCGACAAAGAAUUCAACCCCCUCUGGCGGCGUAAGAAGACGUGCGGUCAUUGUGGAUAUCAAUACUGCUCCAACUGCAUCUCUGAUGGCCAAGCGCUCAUGCCCCGGCGUCCAGGGCAACAACCGCUGAAUCAGACGCCUCUGGGAGAGAUCAAGAUGGGGCUGGGGAUCGAUGAUGAUAUGGAGGGAAGCCCGGGGUACUACAAGGAGAGCGUAUGUACGUUCUGUUUGGGAAUGCUUCAAGUGACCACCGCCCCCCUCCAACUUCUCCGGUCUUUCCCCAUCAAGCGCCUCAAAAACUACCUCGCAGCGUACAAUAUCCCCUCCAUAGGACUGAGCGAGAAGGAAGAAUUGGUGCAGACGGUCUUUAGGGCUCGAGAUCCGACGACGGGGUGUUUAUCGGCCAUCUGCGAAAAUCAUUUUCGUCGUCAUUCAGUCCCUGGCAAGGUCACCGCUCGACCAAACCCCACCUCAUCCCAACCUCGACCUCCUCCUCCCCCUAACGGUGGAGGUACAUAUGCUUCCUCCUACCAACGCCCCCAACCCCAACAAGCGAGACCGCCCCCUCCCAACUAUGCAAACGCCAGACCUCAGGCCCAGGCUCAAGGUUCGGCAAGAGCGCAUUAUCAGACCCGGCCUCAGCCUUCGUCGCACACUCAAGCGAGACCACCUCCUCCCCAACAAGCUCGACCUGCCCCUGCUCCCACCCCUUCUCGACCUACUCCGGCCGCGCCGAGGUCGCCAGCAGCUUCCACCCCGCCCCCGCCCGUACCUUCUAUCCUCUCUCUCGUCGCACUGCCCGACUCGUAUCUCGCUUCCCUCGGUAUCGGGACACUCAAAGCUAUCCUCUACGAAAAUCAUGUCCGUGUAGACUUUAAACAGGUUUUGGAAAAGGGAGAACUUAUAGCUCGCGUUAAAGAAUUGAUAGAUGAUGAACGUAAACGACUCGAACGCCAACGUAUCGCCGAACAACAAGAAGCCGCCCUCCUCGCCCAAUCAUCCCUUCCUACACAAUCCGCAUCCACGACCGUUCCAAACGGCACCACCGAUCACCCCGAAGUGCCUACAGGAGAAGCCCUCGAAAAGGAAAAAGUUGAAGCGGGCGAAGCCAAAGUUGUCCCUACCGGGCCUAUGCCAGAGAUUGAGAGGGGCCUGUGUGUGGUCUGUCAGGAUGAAGAAGCUACUCUGGCUGUUGUCGAUUGCGGACAUCUUUGUAUGUGCCAACAUUGCUCCGACCUUAUUUGGGCUACGACGCAAGAGUGUCCCCUUUGUCGGACCAGGAUUGUCACAAAACAUCGUCUCAUCAGGAUCUACAAGGUCUAA